This is a messenger RNA of Camelus dromedarius (Arabian camel), 663 nucleotides long. RefSeq lists its product as uncharacterized. The record is from RefSeq and is a predicted model, not a curated record. NCBI's taxonomy places the organism in Eukaryota, Metazoa, Chordata, Mammalia, Artiodactyla, Camelidae.
CCUCCAGCACUCUCGCCGCCCGGCUGGCAGGGGGGAGGGGCUGUGACGUUCAGUGGCCUCAUGCAGCGGAGAGGAAGUAACUAAUUGCUGACCUGAUGACUGGGCGGCCUGAGGAGUGGGGUGAUGAUGCCACUCACGGAAGCAGGCGCCCUGGCCCCAGGAGGGGGCCCCGCAGGGACAGAGUUAGUGAGGAAGGAGGGAGUGAAUGGAGGUGUCCUUUCAUCACAAGACCCCGAGGCCCAAGCAGAUGACUUGGCCAUACCCACCCUGCUGAAAGCCAGAGUAUCCAGGAGACCUGGUGAGACUUCAGCUGUCCUCAAGGACAGAAAGAGAGGGUGCUUCAGCCACGGAGAACAGCACACGCACACAAAGGCUGGACAGUGGGGUUUGGUCUGUUGCACGUCUCUAGAGAAUGGGGGAGGGGGAGGAAGGCGCCUGCGCCUCCUGUGGCAGGAGUCCAUCGUCGGCGGCCUCUGCCGCCCCCUGCGUCCCCACCCGGGCUUCCGAGAGUCUGACUCAGCCGAGUCCGCAACGCUUCACCUUCUACAAUACACCCGGAGCUUGCGGAGAAAUUACAGGAUUGCAGGGGCACGGCUAAUGCGUUCUAAUUACCCACCGCCGCUCUCAUCCGCGGCGCUCAGCAGUUCUAGGACAACGCCGUAA